Molecule: messenger RNA, 1041 nt
Organism: Mycena indigotica
Lineage: Eukaryota; Fungi; Basidiomycota; Agaricomycetes; Agaricales; Mycenaceae
Product: ULP-PROTEASE domain-containing protein
Exons: 4
Coding region: 1-1041 (346 amino acids)
Biological process (GO): proteolysis
Molecular function (GO): deNEDDylase activity; cysteine-type peptidase activity
Source: RefSeq, a predicted model, not a curated record
AUGAUUGCCUCUGUUAACUCAGCAGUGCCUUUGCCUGCAGGUGGCUUCCAGAGGCACCAGCUGGAGGAGUCAGAAGAGCUGCUUGAUUCAGAAGGUGCUUUGUUUGAAGGAGCCAAUGCUGAUGAACAGGACCUGUCAAUUAUUGAACCUGAUGAACCUGCUGAAUCAGUUGACAUCUUUCAGGAGGUCUUAGAUGGCAAUGAUGGGGAAAGUAAUACAGAGGUUCUUCAACUAGAAGACUUUGUGAUUCAAAUGGAAUCCUCUGUGCCUCCAAUGCAGGUUGACACCACCUUUGUUCAUGCCAUUGAACAGUAUCUUUCCUCUCAAGAAGACUCCCCUUCCCUCCAUGAAACACGGGUUAUCAUUGAUAUCCAUGGCCGAAAGCAGCUCAUAGAUGCCGAAGAUCUCUCUCGCCUACAAGGGCCUACACGGUGGUUGAACAAUUUCUGUAUCAACGGGGUUGCAACAGCAAUCAUGAAAUCCCUUCUCUCCGAGGAGGAUAUCGCCCGAAGUGCAUUGCUUGACACCUUGGACCUCCAUCGAGUCCAAUAUGGGUCGGAUGAAGCCAUCCUUUGGCACCAUUUGGCUCCAACCGAAUACUGGUCUAAACCCUUGUGGCUGAUUCCUGUCCAUCGACGCUCACAGCAGCACUGGGUCUUAGCUGUAGUGUCAGUAGAAGAGAAGUUGGUCUUCUUCUAUGACAGUUUUGCAGAGGUGGAAGGUUGGGAGGCUGACUUCAAGGACAUUGCAACUCUCCUCUCACACAUGUUUGCUCUUGCUGCUGCUCAUGGUCACAAAAUCAAUACAAAAGCGGCCACUGUCCCAUGGUCUGCACACCCAUUAUUCCACCAAAAUGUGCCUCAGCAAAGCAAUAGCCAUGAUUGUGGUGUCUGGGUUUUAUGCAUGCUCACAGCUAUUCUUCGUGGUUAUUCCACUGUGAAUAUUGCUGAGGCGGACAUACCAUAUAUCAGGAAGCUCUUCACUCGGCUGAUCUAUACAUUUCCCCGGUAUGUGCGGAAGAAAAGAGGGGAUCAGAGGUAG